AUGAGUGAAUCGAGUUCGUUGGGAACCUGCUCGACGGGCUCUGAUAUUACUAGCGAUCCUUUCAGUCAAUUACUUGCAUCCAUGGCUCGACCUAUACCCUCUGUUACCGAAGACAAAUAA
This is a messenger RNA of Thelazia callipaeda (thelaziosis nematode), 120 nucleotides long. The record is from the annotation of a GenBank genome assembly. NCBI's taxonomy places the organism in Eukaryota, Metazoa, Nematoda, Chromadorea, Rhabditida, Thelaziidae.